Temnothorax curvispinosus is the source of this 2240-nucleotide messenger RNA. RefSeq lists its product as uncharacterized. The record is from RefSeq and is a predicted model, not a curated record. The transcript has 4 exons. Lineage: Eukaryota; Metazoa; Arthropoda; Insecta; Hymenoptera; Formicidae. The coding region runs from base 188 to 691 and encodes 167 amino acids.
UGCGCUGAGUCUUCGUCGUGGGAGUUGCGCUCUCUUGGUGCGUCAUCAGGGCAGCUGUUAGGGCGCACAGAAGAGCAGCGAGAACCAACCAAUCGGAGACUCAAUGUGUUAAAUUAGUGCGUGCAGAAAGUUUUCGAAUCUUCCAACAUCCAACAGCCUAAAAUAGACCGCGAAAAUUAGUUCAGCUAUGUCUCUGGAGGAAUCACGGAGAUCGCAACGUCCGUACCGGUACGGGAUGGUCCUCCUAUGCGUCGGGGCUCUCAUCAACUGGUUGGGUUUAGCGGAGAACUACGUUGAACCGGUGCGUUACGUCGGUGUCGCCUGCAUAGUCGCCGGGGCUCUCCUCAUUUGCGCCGCGAUGUGCUGCUGGCUGCACGCACCGCCAACUAGGACGAGCACGCACACGCAACAUACGAACCAUCCGAUCACGGCACAGAUCGAUGACCCGAUCCACGUGAUUUCCAUCGAGGAACCGCCUGGCGUGUCGAGGCAGAAGCCGCCGGAUUACGAGGCGGUAACGGACGCGCCACCGAGCUAUGAUGACGCUAUCAAGCUAAAUCCUAGUCAAUUAAUCAGGUUGAGCAAUGGCAGCACGCCGCCGUUAUCCUCAGGACAAAUUAUCCCGACAACCAUCAGUAUUGUCUCUCCAACGCUAACACCGCUAACACCGCCACCGCCAUACGCGAGGUGAGAUUGUAGCGCUGAAAAAAGAGAUCAAUGAAUACGCAGGUCUGCGACAUGGAUCGGAGAAUCGACAUAUAUCGUUGUCAAUUGCAAAGAUGAGCGAUCACGUCUGUGGACUGCGAAUAAUACGAUUGUACGACAAUUCCGUUGUUUGCUCUUGUCGUUACGAGAUGCGUGAACGUAUACGUAGAGCUGCGCAAGAUAUCAGGGAGAGGAAGUUGAACCAUUCAAAGAUUGCUCAAUGUUUCCACGAGCAAGAAUCGAAAGAGGAUCUCUUCGUGACGUCUCAGAUAUCGACUGCUUAGAUUAUUAUCUAUAUUAGCUGCGAACCGUUGGCACCGACAUCGUUUUACCGCUUAGAACGAUUAACUCUUCCUAGCAUUAUGACGUUACGUUACGGUAACUCCAGGAAGAAACAGAAAGCCAUUGAACGAAUUGAGUUCGUUUUGAUCACGGCGAUAUUCGAGUUUAUUUAACGCGGCCUAAAGAUUUGCGGUUACUCUCGAAUUAUAUCACGAUAGCUUUGCUUUGUUGAAAGUCGGAUGGAUCUCUCAUGGAAUCACGCGCAUCUGAGAAAAAAUAGAAAUACACAAUGGUGAUACGUAACGACGUACUGACUCACAAUGCAUAAUUGCAAACGUACAGGUCUAUACAUAUCGUACUUCUUUCAUUUUCAAUGCAAUCCGAUGAUCGUCUCAAUGAGAAUCCAUCUGCGAUGAAUUAUGUCAUAGCGACCGCGAUUUCUAUCAACUUUGCGCUAUUGCUUGGCCGUUCUGUAACCGCGAGAAUGAAGUAACGACUUUUGACAGUCAGACGUUUCGUUCAACUCGCGGUCGGCUGUUGUUCAUUUAAUUUAACGAUUCGAGCCGCGCCUAAUUGAUGCCGAUCUGCAGAAACGGUGGUCUUUUAAAAAUUAAUUGACGGAGCAAACACACGUAUUUUUUAGAAUAUGCAUUUUUAAUUCAUCUCAUUAUGAUCGCGCGUUAUUUGAAAAGUGACGUGGACAAAGUUAUAGGGAUCACGCUAAAAUACGUAAAUCGUAUCGAUUUAUCCCCUAUAUAAUAUAAUAUUUAAAAUCUGUCGUGUUCCAAUAUUUGACCCACGUCACUUUCGAAAUAAGCAGCUCAACUAUUCAUUAAGUCCACGUGACUUUUUAUACGCGAUGGGAAAUGCUCGCGACAGAUUUUCUCACUCUGGGACAUUGUUGGGAUCGCGACGCGCGUUCGAAGAGGAUCGUCUCCCACGAUGAUCCGGCGAGGAAUCACAGUAAUAGAGCAUUUAGCGCGUUGCGAGCUCAGCUGCGCGUAAUUUACUGAAGAAUGAUCUUCUGCCAUAUCAUUUCAGUGUCUGUCUCUUUAAAUACGCACACACACGCGCACAGCACACUCAUGCGAAAGCCAUUCGCACGUCCAUUUUAUUGUGAUAUAUACUAUUAUACAUAUAUACGUGUAGAUAUUAUGAAGCAACACUGUCGAAUGCAAUGGCGAUGCUUGUAAAAUAAGACUUUUUUAUAUCGAAAGUGCAAAAUACAAAAUACGAGAUUUUUCUACGGCAAA